Messenger RNA from Dendrobium catenatum, 3517 nucleotides. Its product is annotated as autophagy-related protein 9. The transcript is spliced from 10 exons. Lineage: Eukaryota; Viridiplantae; Streptophyta; Magnoliopsida; Asparagales; Orchidaceae. Gene Ontology annotation, biological process: protein localization to phagophore assembly site; autophagy of mitochondrion. Gene Ontology annotation, cellular component: autophagosome; phagophore assembly site. The coding region runs from base 458 to 3058 and encodes 866 amino acids. The record is from RefSeq and is a predicted model, not a curated record.
UAUUAAUUAAAAAUUUUAUUUUAAUUUUUAAUUACUAAUUAUAUAAUUAAUCUAGGGUAUCGCUUUUCAUCUUCUCCAUUGUUACUGUUGCUUUUCCUCGUCGCCAUUUCUUCGUGCCUGCUUCGGUCUCGCGUGCUUCGCGUGUAGUAGCGUGUUGAAAGAGCCGCUAAAGAAGCUUCGGAGCUCGCUCGCUGCGGAGGUAACCAUCUUUAUCUCUUUUGCGCGCUUCUUCGGCCAAAUCCUGAAAAUCUGCCGAACUACAUGAUUUCCGGGAUUUUUAGGGCAAAAAGAGGGAAACGAGGAUUUGUUCCACCGUGAGAUUUACCGGGCGCUCAAAUCCCUUUUGGCAGGAUUUAUGAUAAAUCCUGUUGCCAAACAGCCCGUAAAAUUUUGGAGGUUUCAGAUGAUUAUUUAGUGGCAUGGGUUGUUUGCUUGUGUUUAGUCUGAGAUUUCAUGAAUGAUGUCUAGUGCUCGAAAGAGCUUUCUUGAUUCUUUCAGAUUGAAAUGGCAAUUUAGAAAUGAAUCUUCGAUGAACAUUCAUUUGCUGAGUGAUGAACCUCCAGAGAUAGAGUUAUCUGAUUAUAGAAGGCUGCCAGGCUCUGAUAUUGAGAACCCAUCAGAACUACUUGGUGGUGAAGGACUGAAAGCAGAGCCCAUUGCUGACUUAGAUCUGUUCUUUGAAAGUCUGUACAAUUAUUACUGCGAGAAAGGGCUCUUAUGUAUUGUGACUAAGUGGAUAGUUGAGCUGCUAACGAUAAUAUUUGUAUUAGGAUUCAUUUGGUUUUUCUUAUUGGUUGUUGAUUGGCAUGCACUGCGCAGUGCAAAAUGUGGAAUAGAAGCAGUUGAAUCAGGGCAGAAGCCUUGCGAUCUUGCAAAGGAAGUCAUUAAUCAUCAUCCAUUAGUUCCUUUCACAUUUACAAAAGGAGUCAUUGUUGGUUGCAUGAUUAUAUUGACUAUAUAUGGCCUCUUCAAUUUUUUGAAGUUCUUUGUGCAGUUCAAAAAUACACUGAAGAUUCGUCAUUUCUAUUAUUACAGCCUUCAUGUUACUGACCGGGAAAUGAGGACUUCCUCUUGGCCUACAAUUCUUGAAAAGGUGGUUCAAGUGCAAAAGGAGCAACAACUUUGUGUGGUAAAGGAUCUCUCUGCUCAUGAUAUUAUAAUGCGUAUUAUGCGCAAAGAGAACUAUUUGAUUGGAAUGCUCAACAAAGGUGUUCUUGCCCUUCCAAUCUCAUGGUGGGUUCCCGGAGCUGGCCCUCCUAUCAACUUGAAGGCAAGUGGAAAUAAAAAUCAUUUAAUAUUACCUAAAACACUCGAAUGGAUCCUCAAUUGGUGCAUAUUUCAGAGCAUGUUUGAUAGCAAGUUUUGUAUUCGAAGUGAUUUCAUCACAAAUCCUUCAUUACUUAGAAAGCGGCUUGUGGUGGUUGGGAUUGUAAUGUUUGUGAUAUCUCCAUGUCUUGUGAUUUUUAUGCUGGUAUACCUUUUCCUAUGGCAUGCUGAACAAUUUUACAACCAUCCAAGGACAGCAUCCUCCCGAAGAUGGUCUAACUUGUCAAAGUGGAUUUACAGAGAGUUCAAUGAGGUUGGCCAUUUCUUUAGACAUCGACUGAACAGUAGCGUGGUUCAUGCCUCGAAUUAUUUGAAUCAGUUCCCUUCUCCGCUUAUCUCAACAAUUGCCAAGUUCAUUUCUUUUGUGUCGGGUGGUUUUGCUGCCAUUUUGAUUAUAAUUGCUUUUCUGGAUGAGUCUCUUCUGGAGGGCCAGAUAUUUCGGCGCAACUUGUUUUGGUAUGCUGCUAUUUUUGGGACAGUGACCGCAAUUGCCAGGGCUAUGGUGACUGAUGAGCUUCAUAUCCUUGAUCCUGAAGGAGCAAUGGCUUUUGUUGUCCAGCAUACACAUUAUAUGCCAAAGAGAUGGAGAGGAAGAGAAAAUAAUGAUAGAGUUCGAGCAGAGUUCGAAACUCUUUUUCAGUACACCGGAAUGAUGCUGUUGGAGGAAAUGGCUUCGAUCUUUAUUACACCAUUUCUUCUUGUAUUUGUUGUUCCCAAGCGUGUGGAUGAUAUUUUACAAUUUAUUUCAGAUUUCACAGUGGAUGUUGAAGGUGUUGGCCAUGUCUGCAGCUUAAGCUUAUUUGAUUUUGAAAGACAUGGAAACAGCAAAUAUGCUUCUUCAUUUAAUGCUCCAAAAGACUUGAGGAGCUCCCAAGGGAAAAUGGAGAAAUCAUUCUUAAGUUUCCAGAGUGCCUAUCCUACUUGGGAACCAAAUUUACACGGUCAACAACUCCUCACUAAGCUACGAAAUUUCAGGGAACAACAACUGAGAGAUGAAAUGAAACAGGAUUCUUCUCCAAUCUGGAGAAGGCAGAUCAAUCAGAACUUACAGGUCCGUGGAGAAUUAAUCUACAGGUUUCCCUUCCGCAAACCAGAAAACAUUGGUGGCUUCCCUAUCUCCACUUAUAACCUGACCCCUGAUCUAAGGACCCUGGACUGUUACUACUUAGCUCAACCUCUGCAUUCCUUAGAUACUGAAACGGCCUUCGAGCCAAGCCGAGGACCAUGGCGACCGUACGCCCAACCUCCAUAUAGAGAAGAAGUUGAAAUCGAAGAACGAAACAGACAGCAAUCCCACAUGGAGGCCUCGACAUCGAGCCCUUUCUUCCAUGAAAACUCCUUCCAUCAAUAUGCGACAGAGCACUACCAUCCCAAGGAUUGGUGGAAUCGACCUCCGGUUGGAUCAGCUGGGCCUCAAGCCAGUUUCCUUGAGCCACCAUCUGUUUUCAACCACCAUACUUUCAGGCAAUACACUGAUGAUUUGUCAGAGAGAAGCGUCGACGAGGAAGGAAUCCGUGAUGGCAACGACGACGGUAGAUCUAAAAGGAACCUUCGGUCAUUGUGGAGGACGACUUAUAUGGAUGAUGAUGAUGGUGAUGGAGGAUUUGGUCUACAUUUCGCCGACGAACCAAAAAUUGAAAGAUCUCCAAGCUUGGUGUCUAAUGUUUAUGGCAAUCAUUUGGCAAAUCUUCCAGUAAGAAUUAUACCAAGUAGCAGCGAUCCUGUGGAAUGAAUGAGCCAUGAACUAUAAGCUACAAAGCUGGGGGAUUUACAUUGUGUCUAAUGCUAUUUAGGCUUCAUUUGGGACGGCUUUUUUACUGCUUCUUAAAGCAGUUUUUUAGUACAAAAAUUAAAAUUUAUGUACUAGAAAGCUGCUUUAAGAAGCAGUAAGAAAACCGUUCCAAACGAAGCCUUAAUUAAGCUUUAGGAUCAAAGCUUAGGUGUGAUGGUAUUCUUUUGUACAUUGAAUGUAUGGUUGGCUUAAAAAAUGAAUCAAUUAGAAACAAUGAUCUCAUCCUGAUGGCAGAGGAUUCAUUGAAUAGCCUGGAAGUGCAACUAACCCCUUGGAAGGAAGAGGAAAAAUGUAAUGAAUAUUUUGUUCUCAAACUGCACUUUCAUGCUUUAUAUUUGGCCAUUGUAAAAUAUGAACUCUUUAUUUAACAAAAAAUAAUUAUUUUCUUUAUUUUAAAUA